AUGGGCAGGUUAGUGGGUGAAUCAGUGGGCAGGUCAGUGGGCAAGUCAGUGGGCAGGUCAGUGGGUGAAUCAGUGGGCAGGUCAGUGGGCAAGUCAGUGGGCUGGUCAGUGGGCAAGUCAGUGGGCAGGUCAGUGGCCUGGUCAGUGGGCAGGUCAGUGGGAGAGUCAGUGGGCAGGUCAGUGGGUGAAUCAGUGGGCAGGUCAGUGGGCAAGUCAGUGGGCAAGUCAGUGGGCAGGUUAGUGGGUGAAUCAGUGGGCAGGUCAGUGGGCAAGUCAGUGGGCUGGUCAGUGGGCAAGUCAGUGGGCAAGUCAUUGGUCAAGUCAGUAGGCAAGUCAGUGGGCAGGUCAGUGGGUGAAUCAAUGGGCAGGUUAGUGGGUGAAUCAGUGGGCAGGUCAGUGGGCAAGUCAGUGGGCAGGUCAGUGGGUGAAUCAGUGGGCAGGUCAGUGGGCAAGUCAGUGGGCUGGUCAGUGGGCAAGUCAGUGGGCAGGUCAGUGGCCUGGUCAGUGGGCAGGUCAGUGGGAGAGUCAGUGGGCAGGUCAGUGGGCAAGUCAGUGGGCAGGUCAGUGGGCAAGUCAGUGGGCAAGUCAGUGGGCAGGUCAGUGGGUGAAUCAGUGGGCAGGUCAGUGGGCAAGUCAGUGGGCUGGUCAGUGGGCAAGUCAGUGGGCAGGUCAGUGGCCUGGUCAGUGGGCAGGUCAGUGGGAGAGUCAGUGGGCAGGUCAGUGGGUGAAUCAGUGGGCAGGUCAGUGGGCAAGUCAGUGGGCAAGUCAGUGGGCAGGUCAGUGGGCAAGUCAGUGGGCAGGUCAGUGGGCAAGUCAGUGGGCAAGUCAGUGGGCAAGUCAGUGGGCAAGUCAGUAGGCAGGUCAGUGGGCAAGUCAGUGGGCAGGUCAGUGGGCAGGUCAGUGGGCAAGUCAGUAGGCAGGUCAGUGGGCAAGUCAGUGGGCAAGUCAGUGGGCAGGUCAGUGGGCAAGUCAGUAGGCAGGUCAGUGGGCAAGUCAGUGGGCAGGUCAGUGGGCAAGUCAGUGGGCAAGUCAGUGGGCAGGUCAGUGGGUGAAUCAGUGGGCAAGUCAGUGGGCAGGUCACUGGGCAGGUCAGUGGGCAAGUCAGUGGGCAGGUCAGUGGGCAAGUCAGUGGGCAGGUCAGUGGGCAGGUCAGUGGGCAGGUCAGUGGAUGAGUCAGUGGGUGAAUCUGUGGGUGAAUCAGUAGGUGAGUCAAUGGGCAGGUCAGUGGGUGAAUCAAUGGGUAUGUCAGUGGGUGAAUCAAUGGGCAAGUCAGCAGGUGAGUCAAUGGGCAAGUCAGUAGGCAGGUCAAUGGGUGAAUCAACGGGUGAAUCAGUAGGUGAGUCAAUGGGUGAAUCAGUAGGUGAGUCAAUGUGCAAGUCAGUGGGUGAAUCUGUGGGUGAAUCAGUAGCUGAGUCAGUGGGCAGGUCCGUGGGUGAAUCAAUGGGCAAGUCAGUGGGUGAAUGA
This is a messenger RNA of Haliotis rufescens (red abalone), 1464 nucleotides long. RefSeq names its product dermokine-like. Bases 1 to 1464 code for a protein of 487 amino acids. NCBI's taxonomy places the organism in Eukaryota, Metazoa, Mollusca, Gastropoda, Lepetellida, Haliotidae. The transcript has 2 exons. The record is from RefSeq and is a predicted model, not a curated record.